CUCCUCGCUACCCCUGUCACGAUGGCUUCCUGUACACCUGCACGCUGCCUCUCCCUCUCCGCUGACCCUGAUGAUAGUCCCGACGCAGCACAGCGUCUUGUGGCAAGCAGAUCCACUCCAGUCACCUAUGAAUCGUCCUCGCCAGCGUCGCUGGGUGAUAUCUAUUCGCUCAAACAAUCAGUCAAGAGAACAUAUCUACGUAUUCUCGCACCGGUGCUUCCCCCACAAGCGAUGAAGAAGUUUAGAAAGACGACCUCACAGCCUACUUCAGGCAGAUCUAGCCGGCAUGACGGGGGAAGCCUAACGCCAUCCGAAGCUACCGGGAAUACGUCCCAGGGUCUUCGUUGGAGGCCUUGUAUCAUCAACAACGUUGGUGUAGACGGCCUAGAGAUCUUCCCCAUGACCACAUACGACAAUUCCGCGUUCGACAAACUGUCACAGCUCCAUCGUCUUUUCUCCAUUGCCGUCUAUCCAGACGAUGAUCAUCCCGCUCAUAUUCAUACUGACCCUGAAUGGGCGGGAAAGAAAUCUCAGUGGGUGAUAGCCUACGCCUACCAGGUUGAUGAACCAGCUCAGAAAUGCCGCUGGAAAAAUGCAUGGACUCCCACCGGAGCAGAGAAUCAGACUUACACCGUGAAUACAAACCAUCGUGUAACACCGGAUGAAACUUUCGAUCCUUCAAGUGAAAGAUCGAUAAAAUUGACAAAAUCUUUUUCACGAUAUUUCGUAUGAAAGA
This is a messenger RNA of Rhodofomes roseus, 736 nucleotides long. RefSeq lists its product as uncharacterized. The record is from RefSeq and is a predicted model, not a curated record. The transcript has a single exon. Lineage: Eukaryota; Fungi; Basidiomycota; Agaricomycetes; Polyporales; Fomitopsidaceae. The coding region runs from base 22 to 732 and encodes 236 amino acids.